GAACAAUUGUCCAGGAGUUGACUGGUUGAACCGUUUCCGUUUGCAAACGGAGCGAUUGUGAUUGAAAAACCGAUCAGUUAAAUCGUAGAGAAACGCAACAGCGACCAAAACUCGGAGAAUCAAAACACCGUUUUUACCUGCGUAACCUUUCGGCAGUGGUUGAUUGCGUUUAAAGUAAAAGACCAAAAUGCCCUUAUUAAAAAUUAAAAGAAAACCCUAGCUCUUUUCUAUCUUCUUCUCCCUGCCACCGAAUUCAGGUCUGAACUUCUCUAAGUUUUUUCCUUCUCGUCGGAUUUCAUCGUUAUUUAUAGAGUACGUAUGUGAUUUGAUCGCUUCUGCGGCGCUUUCAUGAUCAUGAAAUGAGUUACCCGUCAUAUUAUCUCCAUUUGCAUCACCAAAUGCGUCGAAGCUUCGUUUUAGGUCCUUGCAAAUUGCCGAGACCUCCUCCUGCUCGCAUUUGUAGCAGCGUUUACUGCAUCCAGGCAAACCCUCUCAACUUCCGCGCGAAUGGGAUUGUGCUGUUUCGAUUUCUCUCUUAUUUCCCCCCGCAGCGGCGAGUGCCUGAUCCUGAUGACCCGGCGAAUCUUUUGAAGGAAGACGGUGUUUCGAUUUGUUCCCAGAUGUGGCUUGAGAAUUUCAGAGAACCCGAUCGUACAGCGACCCACUUGACCUCAUAUCUUCGGAGGUUUGAGUUGUGGGUUUUGUCGUACCAGAAGGUGUGCUGUGACGAGAUGGGUGCUUAUGUUCCGCGUAGCUCCAUUCAGAGGUCUGCCUUAGAAGAUCUUUUGGCUCUCAGAAAUGCGGUUCUCGAUGAUCGGUUCAAGUGGGGAGCUCGUUUAGAUUUCUACAUAAAAUCGCCCAGGGAUAAAACAGAUUACGAGUCUCUGUCUAAGAGGAAGAUUAGGGCGCUUUUGACGACUACCCAACCCACCCCGUUUCAGGAUAGGAUAGUCCAGGAGGUUCUUCUAAUGAUAUUGGAGCCCAUAUAUGAAGCACGGUUUUCGCAGAAGUCGUAUGCGUUCAGGCCCGGGAGAACUGCUCAUACAGUUUUGAGAGUGAUUCGCAGGAACUUUGCUGGGUACUUGUGGUACGUUAAAGGAGAUCUUAGUGUGGUUUUGGACGGAAUGAAAGUCGGACUGGUGAUCAGUGCUCUGAUGAGGGAUGUCAGGGACAAGAAAGUGAUUGACUUGAUUAAGUCGGCUCUGGUCACACCCGUGAUAACGAGUAAGGUUGAUGACGGUGAGAAGAAAAAGAAGAAGAAGAGGAAGUAUCAGAAGAAGAGGGUUCUUGCGGAGGACGAGCCGAAGCCCGACCCUUAUUGGUUGGAGACCUUUUUCGGGUUUGCUCCUGAAGAGGCUGAGAAGGUUCCUUCCUGGGGCCAUUGUGGGAUUCUUAGUCCUCUUUUGGUCAAUGUAUGUCUCGAUGAACUAGAUCGUUGGAUGGAGGGGAAGAUCAAAGAGUUUUACCGUCCUUCCAAGAGUGACGUGAUUUGGAAUAGCCCGGAAGGAGAAGGGGACCAGGGAAACACAUCUUGGCCUGAAUUUGUUCCCACAAGCGGACCUGAUAAAACGAGGAAGAUGGAUUAUGUUAGAUAUGGGGGUCAUAUUUUGAUCGGAGUUCGAGGACCUAGGGCUGAUGCUGCAACAUUGCGGAAGCAGCUGAUCGAGUUUGUUGAUCAGAAGUACAUGCUCAAGCUCGACAAUGAAAACCUACCUGUAGAGCAUAUAACCAAAGGUAUAAUGUUUCUUGACCAUGUUUUGUGCCGCAGAGUUGUAUAUCCGACCUUAAGGUAUACAGCCACAGGUGGGAAAAUUAUAAGUGAAAAGGGCGUGGGAACCCUUCUCUCUGUGACUGCAAGUCUGAAACAAUGCAUCAAACAGUUCAGAAAGCUGAAUUUUGUAAAAGGGGAUAGGGAUCCUGAUCCUCAGCCAUGUUUUAGAAUGUUUCAUGCUACACAGGCUCAUACCAAUGCACAAAUGAACAAGUUCUUGACCUCGGUAGCCGAGUGGUAUAGGUAUGCAGACAACAGGAAGAAGAUUGUGAACUUCUGUUCUUAUAUCAUUAGGGGUUCGCUUGCUAAACUUUAUGCGGCGAAGUACAAGCUCAGAUCGCGAGCAAAGGUGUAUAAGAUCGGGGCUCGGAAUCUGAGCCGUCCUCUUAAGGAGAAGAAAGGGCAGUCACCUGAGUACCAUAAUCUGCUGAGGAUGGGGCUGGUUGAAUCAAUUGACGGCCUUGUGUAUACCAGGAUGUCUCUUGUUCCCGAGACUGAUUACACUCCUUUUCCGAGUAACUGGAGGCCUGAGCACGAGAAGGCUUUGCUUGAAUACAUAAGGCUUGACGACCCGAAAACACUGGAAGAGCAAAAGAGGUGUAUCAGAGAAAAGGGUCUUGUCUCUCCCCAGGAUUACAUAGCAAUGUUAGUUUGGAACUACAAGAGGAAUGCGAUUCCAAUGGACGAGGUGUCCAUUGUUAAGGAUCAUCCCCUACUCUUGGGAUCAAGCCAGGGCGGUGAUGAUCAUAAGGAUAAGGAAGAUGAAGAUAGCGGAGACGGACUUCGCAUUGCACGCAUGUAAGAAGAUAGCUGAGACCGGCUUUGCAUUUCAGAUCUGAAAUUCAGAGGCUUGAUUUCAAAGUAAGCUCCGUAUUCGAGUUUCUGUCUUUCUCUACUCAGCUCGCCGAAGCUCAUCAUCUUCUUCGUCUCUAGCACGGCAUCAGUGACGAGCCAGAAUGCACAACUCCCUUCAGAUUCGACGUCGAGCGGCAUGCACUGACCGAGGACCCAACGAAGCACUCGCUUUCAACCCCGAGUAUCAGAGCAUUAGUCGAGAAGAUUCACUAAAACAUCAUAUCAUCAUCAUCAUGGCUGCAUGGUAUUGGAUCAACGAUGUGGUUGAUCUCUUGAGAAACAUUUGUUCGUUGAGAUCAUGCGAAUAUACAUAAAUCACAGAGCGAUUUACAAUGGGAAUCUUA
Molecule: messenger RNA, 2970 nt
Organism: Tarenaya hassleriana
Lineage: Eukaryota; Viridiplantae; Streptophyta; Magnoliopsida; Brassicales; Cleomaceae
Exons: 2
Coding region: 360-2573 (737 amino acids)
Biological process (GO): mRNA processing
Source: RefSeq, a predicted model, not a curated record